Molecule: messenger RNA, 1553 nt
Organism: Salarias fasciatus (jewelled blenny)
Lineage: Eukaryota; Metazoa; Chordata; Actinopteri; Blenniiformes; Blenniidae
Gene: hmg20b
Product: high mobility group 20B
Exons: 9
Coding region: 66-953 (295 amino acids)
Biological process (GO): regulation of gene expression
Cellular component (GO): nucleus
Source: RefSeq, a predicted model, not a curated record
CAGGUGACAGGCAGGCGGCUCUUCCUGUUUGCUCGGAGGAUUCAUUAUCGAAAGCGGGGACGGACAUGAUGGGAGGGAUCAAACAGGAGCAGAGUGAUGCAUCGCAGCAGCCCAGACCGUCGCACACAGUGGAUCCCCCACAAGAAGAGCCAAAAAAAAGAGGCUGGCCCAAAGGGAAGAAGAGAAAGAAGGUUCUGCCAAAUGGUCCAAAGGCACCUGUGACAGGAUACGUUCGCUUCCUGAAUGAACGUCGAGAACACAUGCGAGCCAGAUAUCCAGACCUACCAUUUCCAGAAAUCACCAAGAGGCUCGGAGCAGAGUGGACACGAUUAGCCCCAAAUGACAAACAGCGUUAUUUAGAUGAGGCCGAACGGGAGAAGAUGCUUUAUGCUCAGGAACUUAAAGAAUAUCAACAGACUGAAGCGUACCAACUCACCAGCGCUAAGAUACAAGACAAAAGGAUUAAAAAAGAGGACACUCCAUUGAUCAACAGCAACAGUAGUGCAGGAGCAUCAUUAACAAAGUCUUCAGAGCUCUCAAGCAGAUUUGAUAUCCCCAUUUUCACAGAGGAGUUUCUCGACCAGAACAAAGCUCGAGAGGCUGAGUUGCGCCGACUUCGUAAGGCCAACAUUGAGUUUGAGGAGCAGAAUGCAGUCCUGCAGCGGCACAUUAAAGAUAUGUAUCAUGCGAAGGAACGUCUGGAGGCUGAACUGGGGCAGGAUGAGAAGCGCACCCAGGCUCUUCACCAACACCUGUUGGCCAUUAAACACACAUUAGUAAACAGUCUGUCAUCUGUCCCACUGCCAGGAACAGGUGAGACUGCAUCUCUUGGAAACCUGGACUCUUACCUGACUCAACUCAACGGAGUGCUCGAGGGUAACCCUCACAAACAUCGUGCCUUGCUCAGUCAAGUAUGUGAGGUUCUGUCUCACCUGGACAGUGAGAAGCUAUGACUGCGCAGCAUUCAGAGAUCUACACUGUCUGGAUCAGAGAGAAACAUGGCCAGCUUGUUGGUACUAAAUCAAAUUGGUGCUUUACAAGGGUGCAUGUGGUUAGCGAAAGAAAGGGCACAGUGACUUCAAAACAUCAUAAUCAACGUGUACAUCAGGGUUGUAAAACUUGUUUUUUCACUUGAAUGACCGAAACCAUCACAACAACAAAUUGUCCUUAAAAAGAUCAAAUUGAAAGUUUCAAAGAAAAAACUUUAAGAUCUGAGAUUGCGAUCUUUACAAUCUGUUCUGUGCAAAAUGUCAUCAGAUGUCCAAAAAUCAUUUUAAUGCUCCUACUGUCUUUGAGUUUAUGUUUGUUUUUCUUCUUUUUUUUUAUUACUUAGGGGAGGGGUCCCAUUCAAAGGUUCAAGGAUUAACUUUAUUUAGCAAAGAUCUGAAAUCCUGUGUGCUACACAGAAAAACGGUUCUCUCUUCUCAGGGAAAAUUUAAUUAUGCAGCCUUCAGCAUGCUCUUUUUUUUUCUUUAUACCCAGGAACCUACCCCACACUGCUUUGAUACACUACAAUGUCAACAGUAAGGCUGUUAUAAAAUUAAAAUUGAUUA